GUCACUUCCUGUGUUUAUGUUUACCUUAAUACUGCUGAUGAAGGUUAUGAUAGAAACAUGUUAUGUACUUAAUAAGUUUAAAUAUACCAAAUGAGCGUGUUUUACGGUAAAUACGAUACGAACUAUAUGAUGGCGGACCCUCCACCAUAUUCAGAAUUACGAGAUGAAAGAUGUCCUAUUUCUCCUGGUAAAAGCAAACAACAGACGAUCUACGUUCAAGGACCACCAAUAAUCAUUCAGAUCUUCCGGGAUACUCCUGUCCGAAUACAGUGCCAGUACUGUCAAGCGGAAGUGUUCACAGCUACUCACCACGAAAAUGGUGCCGUCACGUGGCUCGCGUGUUUAGGCAUAAUGCUUGUACUGCCAUUAGGCUGUUGCCUUAUACCUUUCUUCAUUGACGGUACCAAAGACGUCGUUCAUACCUGCCCUAACUGUUACCAGGAGGUUGGCAAGUGGAGUCGUUUAUAGAAGUAUAUCUUCAAAAUAAAUACACACGUUUACGAAGUUAUAUGUGCUUUAACUACGCCAUUCAAACGUGCAUGCUUUAAUACGCUCAUAUUGAAAUGAAUGUUAAAGAAAUAUUGUAUCCGAAUAAGUAUAUAUAUAUAUAUAUAUAUAUAUUGUUGUUUGUUUGUUUAUGUGUAUACAUGUAAUUAUGUUUAAUACAAAUAUAAACAAUGUACUUUUCUUGAAUAUAAAAUCUUAUCAGGCUUUGCGAGAUAUAUGUUUUGUUGUUUCAUAUGUAGAUUUAUAAUAAACUUAAUGCGUUUUGAAUUAAUUUAACGCGUAUAAUUAAUAUUUACGUUUUCUCACAGUAAAUGUCGCCAACGUUCAUAAAAAUCCUCAUACACUCGUACAUAAUUAGAGUAAAUCAAUUGUUCCCAUACAUUCACGUAACAUGUUAACAUAAUAGUUGCAGCUGUCGCAACUUGAGCAUUGUAUAAGCAAACUAUGUAACAGAUGUUGUUGCAAUCUUAAUGAGUCACUCUAUGGGAAAACGGUACGUAAUGCAUGCCGUGCUUUGUGAAAAGGGGAUUUAAUGCAAGUGCGUAAAGUGUCGUCCGCACAGGCUAAUCAGGGGUGACACUUUCAGCCUAAACUAAAUUUUUGCUAAGGAGAGACUUUCUUUAAACGAAAAAUAUAAUGAAAGCGGAAAGUGUCGUCCCUGAUUAACCUGUGCGGACUGCACAGGCUAAUCUGGACGACACUUAACGCACAUGCAUUAAACCCCAAUGUCACAGGGCAAGGCUAAAAUAAUUGUAAAACAAGAACACUGAAGCUUUUAAAGAGUACUGAGCCUUUUCAUCAUUUGUGUAUUAAUGAUUUGAAUGUGUUGAAAAAAGGCUUGUAACAAAUAAAACAAAUAACAAAAAGGCGGAAUUUUAUAUAACUGACAUAUGUUAAAUUUAAAUUAACUUUAACAAAACGAAUCAAAACCUUGAAACGUGUAUACAUUCACCAAUCGUGUCAUACAUUGUAUAAAAAAUAAAGCAUAAAGUUGA
Molecule: messenger RNA, 1502 nt
Organism: Dreissena polymorpha
Lineage: Eukaryota; Metazoa; Mollusca; Bivalvia; Myida; Dreissenidae
Product: LITAF domain-containing protein-like
Exons: 4
Coding region: 91-468 (125 amino acids)
Molecular function (GO): zinc ion binding
Source: RefSeq, a predicted model, not a curated record